AUGCCCGACGAUCCAAAAGGGAAAGGAUUCCCUGAUAUUUCCGCCAAACUCUCUGCGCUGCCGAAGAAAUCGUUAUUUGAGCGCCAGAAAGCCGAAGCCGAAGCCAAACGCGCCCGGGAGAAGGCCGAAACCGCGGCAGUCUACGAGGACUUUGUAAAAUCAUUCGAGGAUGACACCCCUACCGGGCCAAAGACGUUCGAUACACGGCCGAAUUCAUUUGCAACUCGAGGUGGAGGGGGGCCAGCGCGACGCCAUUUCACAAACUCUGGCCCACGCAACAGCGGCCCAGGUACACUAGGGCUGCCCCCACAUUCAUCUAUUAAACGGACGUAUGAUGGGCUAGCGCCGCUGUCGCGCAAUCGCGACUCAGCGCCGGGUCUGCUGGGACUCGAUCAAACAACCACAGGUCCGCUUGGCCCACCAGCUGGAUUCACCAGCCCAUCAGACGAUGAAGAUUACCGGAAAGCCGAUAUCAAAAGUUCAGAGAGAGCAGCUGCUAAGCCGACAUUGCAGCUGACAUUGUUACCACCUGGGACGUCUCCGUCAGUGGUAAAGUCAUUGAUCCCAUCUCCUCUGGUCGUUGACAAUGUACACAUCACGCGCCCAUCCAGCCAAAUCGCGACAGAACGAAAAUCAUCCGCGGCUAUUGUUACCCUUGCAAGUGAUACUGCUGCUUCUGAUAUUGACAACGCUGUCAGUGCACUUCAAAACAAGUAUCUGGGUCGAGGAUAUUAUCUCUCCUUGUCUAGACAUCUUUCGUCUGCAGCUGUCACUUCAACUAUUUCAACUGGCCUUGGCUCCUCGACCGCUAGCCCACUGCCAUUUGGCGCAAAGAAUAUUCAGCCAACUCACGGGGCUCGCCUGAACCGUGCUCCACCUCCAGGGUCUCAUCGCGGAAGCUUCGCACCCCCAAGCUCAUAUGGAUCUAAUUUUGCAAGGGUUGCACCUUCCACGCAGGUGGAAGUCAGAGUACCGUUGGAACUCAAACAGCUUAGACUAAUUCACAAGACGUUGGAGGCCCUUUUACAGCACGGCCCCGAAUUUGAGGCCUUGCUAAUGAGUCGGCCGGAAGUGCAAAGGGAUGAAAAAUGGGCUUGGAUUUGGGAUGCACGGAGCCCAGGUGGUGUAUACUACCGAUGGAAGCUCUGGCAGACUGUUACCCAGCCCCAGCCCGGCCGUAAAAUGGAUAAGCUUGCGUCGAUUUUCGAGGGUGGGGCAAGCUGGAACCCACCCGAUUGUCACAUUAAAUUUGAAUAUGCUACCCAUCUUGAUGAGUUUAUUUCAGAUGAGGACUACAAUUCCUCAGAUGAAGAGCAUUCUGACCAUGAGGAUGAGAGACGGAAUUAUGGUGGAGCCCCACCUACAGAAGGAAUCAGUGCCCAACAAGACGGCCUUGGCUAUAUGAAUCCCUUGCAAAAGGCCAAGCUCACUCAUCUCUUGGCUCGAUUGCCGACGACCCAUGCUAAGCUCCGCAGGGGUGAUGUCGCUCGCAUCACCUCCUUCGCAAUUGAACACGCUGGCGCAGGGGCAGACGAGGUUGUGGACAUGAUUGUCUUGAAUAUUUUGAGCCCGCUGGCAUACACUGGGGCCAACCCUGACCGGGAAUUGGAAAAGGCUGCAGCAGCCCCAGAAAAUGAUUACAAAGACGAUGCCAACAUGUCGUCUCACAAAAAAAUGGAUUUGUCCUCCGCUAAAUUGGUUGGGCUGUACAUUGUCUCCGAUAUCCUUUCUUCAUCAGCAACCAGCGGCAUACGUCACGCCUGGCGAUAUCGGCAGCUAUUUGAAUCCUCGCUUCGCUCUCAUAAGGUCUUUGAGCACCUCGGCCGACUCGAGAAAGAUCUCAGCUGGGGUAGACUUAAGGCCGAAAAGUGGAAACGCAGCGUUGGCACUCUUUUGCAUUUGUGGGAAGGAUGGUGUGUCUUCCCACAAGACAGUCAUGGGCAUUUCGUCCAAAUGUUUGAGCAGCCGCCGCUCACCGAGGAGGAGCAACAGAAGGAGAAGGAGCAAGCCGAGGCGGAACAAGCCAAUAAAGCUUUCCUCAAGGGAAAGAGCAGCUGGAAAGCUGUGGACGAUGACCCUAUGCCUGACAAUUUGGACUCGAAUCAUCCGGUCUUAAUCGAGACCCAGGAUACUGUUGCAAACAACAAUGCUCCAGAAGAUGAAUCCAUGAGUGACAUUGAUGGAGUUCCCAUGGAAGACAGCGACCUUGAAGGCCCAGAAGAUGAUCAGCCCAUAGAACAAACCAAAUUGGAACCGGGCGAGGAUGUUUCUGAGCCCCAAGCGUCUGUACAGCCUGAAGCAGAGCCUGAAGAACCAGACUCAGCAUCUCGGCGCCUUCGAAAGCCACGGCCCAAAGCCGAGGACAUGUUUGCGGAGGACUCAGCAUAA
Molecule: messenger RNA, 2388 nt
Organism: Penicillium pulvis
Lineage: Eukaryota; Fungi; Ascomycota; Eurotiomycetes; Eurotiales; Aspergillaceae
Product: SWAP/Surp domain-containing protein
Exons: 1
Coding region: 1-2388 (795 amino acids)
Biological process (GO): RNA processing
Cellular component (GO): nucleus
Molecular function (GO): RNA binding
Source: RefSeq, a predicted model, not a curated record